Molecule: messenger RNA, 249 nt
Organism: Penicillium verrucosum
Lineage: Eukaryota; Fungi; Ascomycota; Eurotiomycetes; Eurotiales; Aspergillaceae
Exons: 1
Coding region: 1-249 (82 amino acids)
Source: RefSeq, a predicted model, not a curated record
AUGAUUGAGCGUACAGGCGGACAUUAUAUUGAUUUGGGCGGUACCAAACUAAUAGAAGAAGGCAAGGCUGGUAUCAAAGCUGAUAUUAAGCCUGUUGCGUACACGGCGACAGGGCUGCGGUUCUCGGAUGGCAGCCAUAUUGAUGUGGAUGCCGUCAUAUGGUGUACGGGAUUUGCGGAUAAAAACGCGCGCGAAGCUGCUGCCGAGAUUCUAGGCGGCUCUGCAAGUCAGGCUUCUAGAAGUUCCUAG